AUGAAGUCCUCCGUCUCGGUCCUCUACCCAAACGAGUCCGUCUCGCGCAACGUGACGACGUAUUCCGAGUCCCGCUCCACCGACCUGCCCGCGCACAUUAUCGCCUACCACGACCACAUUGACAAGACGCAGCCCGAGACGUCCAUGUUGAUGAUUAGCAAUUUCCAGGCGCAGAACCACAUUUGGAUUGCGAAGCUUAUUGGGGCCAAGAGAAUCCUCGAAAUCGGCGUCUACGUAGGCUACUCCGGCAUGGUCUGGUCCCACGCCGUAGGCCCAGAAGGCACCGUCACCGGCCUCGAAUUCAGCGCAGACUACGCAAAGCAAGCCGAGGAGGCCUGGGCCGCCAACGGCAUCAAGAACGCGUCCGUCGUUGUCGGCGACGCUCUGGAGACCCUACCAACCCUGAACCCCUCAGAACCCUACGACCUAAUCUUCAUCGACGCCCAAAAGUCAGGAUACCCAUCCUACCUAUCCACCAUCCUCGCCGCAUCGCAGAAAGACGGCAAGAACCGUCUCCUUCGUGCGGGCGGCCUCAUCGUCGCGGACAACGUCCUCCGCCGCGGUAUCGUCGCCGACGACUCGGACGAGAACCCGUGGGUGCAGCGCGAGAAGGGCGAACGCGCAGCGUACUGGAAAUCCGAGGACGUGGAUAAGCUGCGCGAGUUCAACAGCGCCGUGCAUGAUGAGCCGAGGCUGGAUUCUUGGUUGAUGCCGUUGUAUGAUGGUGUUCACCUUGCUAGGUUGGUUGAUUAG
Molecule: messenger RNA, 753 nt
Organism: Colletotrichum abscissum
Lineage: Eukaryota; Fungi; Ascomycota; Sordariomycetes; Glomerellales; Glomerellaceae
Product: O-methyltransferase
Exons: 3
Coding region: 1-753 (250 amino acids)
Molecular function (GO): O-methyltransferase activity; S-adenosylmethionine-dependent methyltransferase activity
Source: RefSeq, a predicted model, not a curated record